ACGUAACGUAGUCGCCCCACUUCCUUCAUCGUAACAUCUCCUGGAGCUGAAGCACCAUUAGUGUUUUGCACGCAAUGAGUGUUGUAAGGCGUUUCGCGACUAUUCCGGGUCCUAGGCCUCUUCCUCUGCUGGGGAACUCCUGGCGCUUUGCUAUUGGACAGAAACCGUGGCAAACACGGAGCUUAGAUGUUACGCUAUGGAAUCUACGAGCACUAGCUGGUGCUGGCGGAGCCGCUAAAGUGGCCAAAUUGUUUGGACAUCCAGAUUUAGUAUUUCCAUUUUGUGCCGAAGAAACAGCAAAAGUGUAUAGGCGGGAGGACUCUAUGCCGCACAGAGCAGUGGCACCAUGUCUAAAGCAUUACAAACAGGAACUACGGAAGGAUUUUUUUGGCGAUGAGCCCGGCUUAAUAGGCGUACACGGCAUGCCUUGGUCAAAGUUCAGAUCAAAAGUUUCGAAAGCUCUCGUGGCUCCGGAAGCAGCAAAAGCGGCUGUACCAUCACUUGACGACGUGGCCGUAGAUUUUUUGGACAGAAUGGAAAAAAUUAUGGAUCAUAAUAGAGAAAUGCCUAAAGAUUUUCUAACGGAAUUAUACAAAUGGGCUUUAGAAUCAGUUGGGGCGUGGGCCCUGGGCACGAGAUUAGGAUGUUUAAGUGAAAAAGAUAACGAUGCAAAAGAAAUCAUAAAAAACAUUCACGGUUUCUUCCACAGUGUACCAGAACUCGAACUAUCUGCUCCACUGUGGAGGAUAUAUUCAACUAAAGCAUACAAAACCUACGUCGACGCCUUGGACUCCUUCAGAAAUCUUUGCUUGAAGAGAUUGACAGAUAAAGGAGUUUGCGCUAAAAUUGCUAAAAGUUCCGGCGAGAAAGUCGCAACGAUAUUGGCUUUAGAUUUAUUAUUGGUCGGUGUAGACACAACCGCAGCGGCUGCGGCCAGCACGAUGUAUUUACUUGCGAAAAAUUCAAGAGCACAAUGCAGGUUGCAAGCGGAACUAGACAAUAGCCUUCCUGUGGGUAGAUUGCUCAAUAGCCAAGAUUUAGAACGACUACCGUAUUUACGCGCUUGUAUAAAGGAAGCUUUGCGAAUGAAACCGGUCAUCUUAGGAAAUGGACGUUGCUUACAAUCCGACGCUAUCAUAUCUGGAUAUGAAGUUCCGAAAGGGUCGCACAUCGUUUUCCCUCACUACAUCAUGUCGAAUGAGGAACGAUACUUUCCAAAUCCGCACGACUAUACACCGGAACGUUGGUUGAGAGACACAGAACGCACCGACGAUCAUGUAUCUUCCAAAUCUUGUUACAUAGAAAACGAAUCGAAUGAUAAGAUUUGCGAACACGCUAAAGCAGCAUUAAUAGCUAAAAGGCAGAGGGAAGUAGGAAUCCAUCCAUUUGCGUCUCUUCCAUUUGGUUUUGGCAGACGUAUGUGUAUCGGGAAGAGAUUCGCUGAAGUGGAACUGCAACUUAUGCUCGCUAAGAUAUUUCAUAAAUACAACGUGUCUUGGAGGUACGGGGAACUGACGUACAGUGUUACACCGACCUACGUACCAAAUGAACCCCUGCAGUUUACAUUAGACAACAGAAAAAAAGGAAAAUGACAAAUUGAAGACUUAACCUACACAAUUAAUUCUUAGAU
Molecule: messenger RNA, 1630 nt
Organism: Vanessa tameamea
Lineage: Eukaryota; Metazoa; Arthropoda; Insecta; Lepidoptera; Nymphalidae
Gene: Cyp49a1
Product: probable cytochrome P450 49a1
Exons: 7
Coding region: 75-1592 (505 amino acids)
Molecular function (GO): monooxygenase activity; heme binding; oxidoreductase activity, acting on paired donors, with incorporation or reduction of molecular oxygen
Source: RefSeq, a predicted model, not a curated record